AUGCCCGGAGCCACGCUUCCCGCUGUACCUCACUACCAGCGGCCUCCCACUACCAAGGAAGACUUGGUUUGGGCCGAUCUGCCAAUCAUCGACUUCUCCAAGGUGGGGACUCCCGAGGGGCGAGCGGAACUCGUGCCUCAAGUCCGCGAUGCGAUGCGGACUCAUGGCUUCCUCAUCGUCAUCAACCACGGCUGGACGCAGGCUCAGAACAAUCGCAUCUUCGAUGUGGCCGACGUGCCCUUCACGCAAGUGUCCGAAGAUGAAAAGAAGCGGUUCCAGACGAAGACUCAGGAGACGGGCACUCCCGAAGGCUACAAGCUCCGUCGCAGUUGGACAGUCAACAACGGUGUCCGCGACGAGCUAGAGUACUACACCUUUUUCGGCCAGUCGGACCAUCCUGAGGCUUUGCAACCCUUCUUACCUGAGUAUCAUGAGUUUGCAAGACACAACCACUACAAUGUGUUGUAUCCCGUCCUCAGACUGCUUGCCACGGGCAUGGAGCUACCAGAAGAAACAUUUGUCGACAUCCAUGAUUUCGACGAAACUGCCGUUAAAUACGCUCGUUUCUUGAAAUACCAUCCCCGCGCGGAAGAAGAGGAAGUAAAGGCGGACAACGUAUGGCUCAAAGGUCACACAGACAUCGGUACGAUUACGGUCCUCUGGAGCCAGCCUAUAUCUGCCCUCCAAAUCAUGUCGCCUGAUGGCAAGUGGCGCUGGGUUCGACACAUCGAAAAUGCGUUGGUUGUCAACAUCGGAGACGCCAUGGAGAUGCUCACAGGCGGUUUCUACAAGGCUACCAUUCAUCGCGUGGUUCAGCCGCCCAAAGACCAGCGCGGUUUCACCCGUCUUGGCGCGUUCUACUUCGCAAUGUGCAACGACGAUGUCAAGCUCGUCCCGUUCACUGACAGUCCAGCCCUACAAAGGGAGGGUGUGGUUCGCAAGGUUGAGGAUAUGGACGCUCCAACUAUGCGUGACUGGCGCAAGGCGCGGUCUGCGGCGUACGGGGUGUCGGAGACAAAGCGCAAAGACGAUGUCGUCGAGGAACAGAUCAUCAAUGGCGUGGUCGUGAAGCACUAUAACUAG
Messenger RNA from Dichomitus squalens LYAD-421 SS1, 1083 nucleotides. RefSeq names its product Clavaminate synthase-like protein. The coding region runs from base 1 to 1083 and encodes 360 amino acids. The transcript has 10 exons. NCBI's taxonomy places the organism in Eukaryota, Fungi, Basidiomycota, Agaricomycetes, Polyporales, Polyporaceae. The record is from RefSeq and is a predicted model, not a curated record. Gene Ontology annotation, molecular function: dioxygenase activity.